AUGGCCAAAAAUUCAAAGAAACGCAAGAAUGCACCAGAGAAGGUCUCCUCGAUUGCAAAGAAACUAAAACAGGAUGUCCCUGAUACCAUGUCGAAACCGAUCCACCAUGGCCUGACGAUCUCCGACGUCGUAGCCCAAGCAGGCAUGGUUGGGGGGCUUAUCUACGAGGACGAGCUCGAGACAACGACAGAGACUCUUAUUACGCUUGCACAGAACCCAGCACUCAUCGGCCUGAAGGUGUUGAAGCCAUUCAAAACGGCGGUGCACGAUUACUGGAGGGUAGCCCACGAAACGACGAACACAGGAAGCUCCUUGACAUCGCGAAUAUCGUCGGCGCUGAUCGACAACCGCCAUGUCGAUGCACUUGUGCUGCUCUCUGAGAUGGCCAUCCGCGAGCAGUUGCCGAAGCUCGGUGCUCUUCAGCGCUGGGUGCGCGAGUGCGAUGCCGUGCUUACGCCCAGUAUGUCCCAGGAAGAGGAGAACCGUGUCUGGCAGGUACUCGAUGCGAUCCUGCGGACGACCCAGCCCGAGAUGAUUGCCUCUACGUCUAGCCCUCAUCGGGGAGAGGGGAAGUUAAAGCAGCCGGGGAGCAAGCUGCUGUGGUUCGAACCUUUUGGCGUCGAUCCUGGACUCCCGAACCCGACGAAAGGCGAGAUUGCACCGAUUACGUCGCCAGAGGCUCUCGAGACGUCUUUUAACGUCCUCCAACCUCUCCAAACCACCCUUGGCCACGAGCGACGCCCGCCCAAUAAACAUCCCAUGACUAUCUACUUCUCCCCACCCACCGAACCCUCUCCCUUCCCACUCCUUCCCGCCUCACAACGAAUCCGCCAACCCAAAAGACAUGAAGUCGUCGGAGUGCCCGGGGCCUUCAUCAUCAACGACGCUCUGGAGAAGAGCGAAUGUGAUGCCCUCGUGCGAGCUGCAGAGCGUAUCGGGAUGAUCCCUGACGAACCUACUGCGGGGUCUGCAACGCAGCUGGCCUCGGUGCUCGCACAUAAUUUUGUGUGGCUUGCUGACCAGGAGUUUAUCGAUGGGUUGUACGCGAGGGUUGUGGAUCUCUUGCCGAAGGAGGUGAAUGGGGGCAAGGUGCGGGGGAUAAAUCGACGGUUUAGGUUGUAUCGCUAUCGUCCUGGGGCGCUGUACCGACCACAUAUCGAUGGCGCCUGGCCAGCCUCAGCACUUUCCACAUCCUCAACGUCUCUCCCUACCUAUUCCUAUGUCUACGACUCUGAUCCUACCCUCUACUCCCGUCUCACCUUCCUCAUCUACCUCAACUCCUCUUCCACCACCGCCUCCCCGACCCCAUCGUCACCACCCUCCAUUCCGAUCCCCGCAGACUUUACCGGCGGCUGCACAACUUUCUUCCUCCCCUCUGCCACCCAUGGUAUCCUCGAAGCGCGCCCCGUCCAGCCGCGCGCAGGGACCGUGUGUGUCUUCCCGCAUGGUGCGGCACGAGGAAGCUUGCUGCAUGAAGGAAGCGGUGUUAUUGAAGGUGCAAAAUAUGUCAUCAGGACCGAGGUGCUGUACGAGGUGGACGGGAGUGAACGCGUCGACGUUGGGUUCGGCUAG
Molecule: messenger RNA, 1572 nt
Organism: Cyclocybe aegerita
Lineage: Eukaryota; Fungi; Basidiomycota; Agaricomycetes; Agaricales; Hemipholiotaceae
Source: the annotation of a GenBank genome assembly